Messenger RNA from Volvox carteri f. nagariensis, 915 nucleotides. RefSeq lists its product as uncharacterized. The record is from RefSeq and is a predicted model, not a curated record. Bases 1 to 915 code for a protein of 304 amino acids. The transcript is spliced from 4 exons. Lineage: Eukaryota; Viridiplantae; Chlorophyta; Chlorophyceae; Chlamydomonadales; Volvocaceae. Gene Ontology annotation, molecular function: nucleic acid binding.
AUGGGGUGGAAGGAGGGGAAGGGCCUUGGGAAACAGGAGACGGGUGUCGUGGAGCCCGUCAGAGCGGGUGUGGAUGCGGGAGUGCGGCUGGGUCUGGGAAAGCAGGAGGAGGACGACCUCCACACCAGCGAGGCGACAGCAGCUCGAAGGCGACUGGAGAUAGAGGUGGCGGCUGAAGAAGACGAGGCGGCGGCCAGGAAGCGGGAGGCGGUGGCGGAGGUGCUGCAGAAGCGUGCCGAGGAUGUGAAAGAGAUGUUGCAGACGUUUUACUGCGAGGUAUGCGACAAGCAGUACAGUACCGCCAAGCAGCUAGAGGAGCAUCUCUCGUCGUACGACCACCAUCACCGUAAGCGGCUCGCGGAGACGAAGGCCGCCAUGGCGGAACGCAACCGGGGAGAUCGCCAGCGGAGGGAGCAGAAGGUCGCGGAUAAAGAGAUGGCGCGACUGCAGAAACAAAUAGAGGCGGCGCAGCAACGGAUUCGCCAGCAACAGCCGCCGCUGCCACCGGACGAGCCGCCGCCACCUCUGCCGCCGCCGCUGGAGGCGGUGUCAUCGCCGCCGCCGCUGCCACCGCAGGAGGCGGCGGAGGCACCGCCUCUAGGCAGUACCAGUGGCGGUGGCGGAUCCGCCGCCGCCGCCGCCUCUGCUGCCUCCGCGGGGUCUUGCGGCGGCGGCGGCGGCUCUAUGGCCCCGCUAGGGGGCCUAGGCGGGAUUAGCUUCGGCCUGGGGGGGAGGGGCGCUGGUUCAGGGGGCCGGGUUGGAGCUCUCGCACGGGGGGGUCUGAAGCGGCCGGGGGGGGCUCUGGGGCUGUUAGGGCGGCCAGCGAAGGGUGGCGGUACUGGGGGGGGAGCUGUGGCCGCUGGUUUCGGCCUGGACUCGGACGAUGAGGAGGAGGGGGCGGGGGCGGGUUCAUGA